Molecule: messenger RNA, 3012 nt
Organism: Prunus armeniaca (apricot)
Lineage: Eukaryota; Viridiplantae; Streptophyta; Magnoliopsida; Rosales; Rosaceae
Source: the annotation of a GenBank genome assembly
AUGGAAUCCAUUGAGUUCUUUCAAGUUUUCAUCAUAAUCAUCAUACUCAUCAUGACUCUCUUCUACAUCUACUUCAGAUCAUUGACAUCUUCUUCUUCUUCUUCUUCUUCCACUUCUUCUGUUGCUGCUGUUGAUACUGAUAAUCCCCCUCUUCAAGAAAAGUAUGAUGUGUUUAUUAGCUUCAGAGGAGAGGACACCCGUCUUACUUUUACCAGCCAUCUUUAUGAAGCUUUAUGUAGGAAGAAAAUCGAAACCUACAUAGAUGACAGGCUCGUGAGUGGAGGUGAAAUUACUCCUGCCCUUCUCGAAGCAAUCCAGAGAUCAACGAUUUCGGUAAUCAUUUUCUCAAAAAACUAUGCUUCUUCUACUUGGUGUCUGGAUGAACUUGUGCAUAUACUAUGCAAGGACAAAAAUGGCCAGUUGGUUAUACCCAUUUUUUACGACAUCAGUCCAUCAGAUGUACGGAAACAACAGGGGAGUUAUGCACUUGCAUUUCGUCAACUUGAAAAACGUUUCAGGGACAGUAUCGACAAGGUGCACAAUUGGAGGGAUGCUUUGACACAAGCAGCCAAUCUAUCUGGCUUUGAUAAUUCAGAAAAAACAGAUACGGAAGCCAGUUUAGUUGAGAAAGUUGUCCGAGAUGUUUUGACCAAAUUGAAUCGUGAAUCAUCAAGUGAUUUAAAGCGUCUGGUUGGAAUCGAAAAGAAGAUUGAGACAAUUGAGUCGUCAUUAUGCUUGGAUUCACCAGGUGUUUGCUGUGUAGGUAUUUGGGGCAUGGGUGGUAUUGGCAAGACCACCCUUGCUGAGGCUGUAUUUCACAGGCACCCUUCUAAAUUUGAAGCUUAUUGUUUUCUUGCAAAUGUUAGGGAGAAAUCAGAACAAACGGGUGGAUUAAAUCAGUUGCUAAAUGAACUUGUUCGUGAGAUAUUAAAGGACAGAGAUAUAAACAUCGGCACUCUGUCUAUAGGACCAACUUCUAUUCGAGAUAGGCUCAUGCGUACAAAGGCGCUUAUUGUUCUUGAUGAUGUGAAUGCUUCAAACCAACUAGAAGUUCUUGUUGGUGACCAUGAUCGGUUUCGCGACGGAAGUCGAAUCAUUAUAACUGCUAGAGAUAAGGGCCUACUUGAACAAAAUGUUGACCAUGCGAAGAUAUUCAACGUUGAGGGAUUAAGUUACGAAGAAUCUCUUCAGCUCUUUCAUUCCUGUGCUUUCAGAAAUAAGUCUUCAACAACAGAUUGUGCUGGCUUGUCAAAAAAGGCGAUAGAUUAUAGUAAGGGCAAUCCAUUAGCUCUUAAAGUUAUGGGGUCCUUAUUCCAUCGUUGCAGGAGCAAACAAGAGUGGGAAGACCAAUGGAACAACUUGAAACAAUUUUCAAACGAAGAAAUCGAGGAAAAGUUGAGAAUAAGUUACGAAGGAUUAGGAAAAAAUGAGAAGGAGAUAUUUCUUGAUAUAGCAUGUUUUUAUAAAGGCUAUGAGAGGAAUUAUGUAAAAGAAUUAUUAGACAUUCGUGGUUUCUAUGGGGAAAAGGGAAUCAAUGAUCUUAUUGAUAGGUCUCUCAUCUCAAUUUCAAAAGGAGGAGGGAUAAAUAUGAAGCCAGAAGGACUAGUAGAGAUGCAUGAUUUGGUGCAAGAAAUGGGUAGGGCAAUCGCUCGAGAACAACGCAGUAGGUUGUUCAUUGCAGAGGAUGUCUAUCAAGUAUUGACAAAUGACCAGAGAGAUGAAUAUGUUCAAGCCAUAUCCUUUAACUGGUCUGAGAUUGAAGAGGAGUUGGAGCAUGCAAACUUCGAAAAGAUGUAUCAACUGAGAUGGCUACAUGUCGGUCCAUCUUUUGGGAAAUACCCAUUAAUUGUUUCUCUUGAUCUUCCCAAUUCUCUUAGAUAUCUUAAUUGGUAUAAAUAUCCUUUGAAAUCUUUGCCAUCAAAAUUUUCUGCUAAAAAUCUUCUUGUCCUUCGUAUGUUGUCCAGUGAAGUAAUUGGGGCGCAACUUUGGAAUGAAGACCAGAGUCCUGUGAACUUAAAAUGGAUCUGUCUUAGUGAAUGCCAACGUUUAACUGAAGUCCCAAAUCUCUCUCGAAGUCUAAAAAUUGAGCAUAUAGAUAUGAAUGGCUGUCAAAGUUUGGUUGAAAUUCCUUCGUAUUUUCAACAUCUUGGCAAGCUUACUUAUCUUGACCUUGGCUGGUGCACAAAUCUCAAAAAUCUUCCUGAGAUGCCAUGCAAUCUUGAAUUUUUAAAUUUGUCUAGGACAGCAAUAGAGGAAUUGCCUUCAUCAGUUUGGUCUCACGAAAAAAUAUCUCACUUAGAUAUUACAAAUUGUAAACACCUUAAGAGUCUUCCAAGCAACCCUUGUAAGCUGAAACUCUUGGGUUCUCUUAGUUUAGAGGACUGCGAUUCUCUUUGCGAGUUUUGGGAGCUUCCCAAGAAUACAACUGCAAUUAAACUGGCCUCUUGCAAAAACCUUGUGAGUCUCCCAACGAACGUUUGGAAGUUGAAAUCUCUGGAGAGCCUUGAUCUCAGUUUCUGCUUCAAAUUUCAAAACUUCCCAGAAGUCUCGGAGGCUAUGGAACAUCUGGAGUUUCUAAAUUUAUCACAUACAGCGGUUAAAGAGCUACCCCCAUCAAUUGGAAAUCUAGUUGCGCUUCGAAAUUUAGAUCUCAGUUAUUGUGAUAACCUUGUGAGUCUCCCAACGAACAUUUGGAACUUGAAAUAUCUGGAGAGCCUUAAUCUCAGUUGCUGCUUCAAAAUUCAAUGCGUCUCAGAAAUCUCGGAGGCUAUGGAACAUCAGGAGUUUCUAAAGUUAUUAGGUACAACAGUUAAAGAGCUACCCCUAUCACUUGGAAAUCUAGUUGUGUUUCAAAAAUUAGAUCUCGAUGAUUGCAACAACCUUGAGGUUGUCCAUGAUGACCUCUUUUGCUUAACCCCAUUUCAAGAGUUAAAUCUGAGUUGGACCAAAAUUAAGAACAUACCUGCAAGCAUAGCUGUCUCGCCUGUGCCUCAACGAUUGCAAGAGCCUUGA